This is a messenger RNA of Vanrija pseudolonga, 363 nucleotides long. RefSeq lists its product as uncharacterized. Gene Ontology annotation, cellular component: mitochondrion. The transcript has 3 exons. NCBI's taxonomy places the organism in Eukaryota, Fungi, Basidiomycota, Tremellomycetes, Trichosporonales, Trichosporonaceae. Gene Ontology annotation, biological process: mitochondrial respiratory chain complex I assembly. The record is from RefSeq and is a predicted model, not a curated record. The coding region runs from base 56 to 247 and encodes 63 amino acids.
GAACAAUGACUGCGAUGACCGUCUGCAGUCACAACCACAUCCUCCACCCGCACCCAUGCCACCCCGCUUCAAGGACAAGGCGCCGCUCAAGACGCUCGCCAAGGCGUCACAGUCGUGCGCGACGCAGUCCCUCGCGUACGGCCAGUGCAUCGGCCGCUCGUACCAGGAUGUCAGCAAGGACAUGUGCGCGGAAGAGUUUAGGGCGUUCAAGGACUGUGUCCAGAAAGCCAUCGGAAGGAAGUGGUAGAUGCCCUGAAGAAAGACAAGGAAGGCAGGCAAGACGCACAACCUUGCCCACUGUACAACACUGCAACAUUGCACGGCGCACGCCCACGCUGCGCCCACAUAUCCGUCACAAAUGCC